Molecule: messenger RNA, 591 nt
Organism: Cicer arietinum (chickpea)
Lineage: Eukaryota; Viridiplantae; Streptophyta; Magnoliopsida; Fabales; Fabaceae
Product: large ribosomal subunit protein uL30z-like
Biological process (GO): maturation of LSU-rRNA from tricistronic rRNA transcript (SSU-rRNA, 5.8S rRNA, LSU-rRNA)
Cellular component (GO): cytosolic large ribosomal subunit
Molecular function (GO): RNA binding; structural constituent of ribosome
Source: RefSeq, a predicted model, not a curated record
AUGGGCUGGGUAGCCUCCGAGGAGGAACCAAAGGCUCUAAACUAUGUUCCAGAGGUUAUAUUGAAGAAGAGGAAAAAUAGUGAAACAUGGGCAUUAAGAAAAAAGGCACAAUUCCAGCAAAAAGGAGGUGGACCUUCUUUGAAUGAAACGAAGGCUCAAGGUGGUCAAGAGGAAACUUUAUAUCAUCUUUCUUUCGUUCCAUUCAUGUUUAGGAAACAAGACAUGCAUCCUACAACCAGAAAACAUUUAUUAAGUUUGGGAUUGAGAAGAAUAUUCAGUGCUGUCUUAGUGAAGCCAACUGAUGGAGUAAUGGCCAAGCUGCUGAGAGUGGAACCAUAUGUUACCUACGGAUUUAAAAGCAUAAAGAAGCUAAUUUACAAGAAGGGGCGUACGAAAAUAGAUAAGCAGAAAGUUCCUUUGACAGAUAAUAACAUUAUUGAGCAGGAAUUAGGGAAGUUCGGUAUUGUAUGCAUAGAAGACACGGUGCAUCAAAUUGACAAUGUUGGUCCACACUUUAAGGAAGUUGUAAGAUUUAUGUGGCCCUUUGACCUCAACAAGCCAGCAGAUGGAUUGAAAGGAUCGAAAUCCUGA